This is a messenger RNA of Humulus lupulus (European hop), 2051 nucleotides long. RefSeq lists its product as uncharacterized. Gene Ontology annotation, biological process: regulation of DNA-templated transcription. NCBI's taxonomy places the organism in Eukaryota, Viridiplantae, Streptophyta, Magnoliopsida, Rosales, Cannabaceae. Gene Ontology annotation, molecular function: transcription coregulator activity. The transcript is spliced from 4 exons. The record is from RefSeq and is a predicted model, not a curated record. The coding region runs from base 409 to 1548 and encodes 379 amino acids.
GAAGAAGAAGAGAGAGAGAGAGAGAAACUUUGAAGCUUGGGGAAGCAGGCAUGUGGAUGAGUGGGGGACACACCAAACUCAUCAAUUGAACCCUGCUGAAAUUAUUCAACUUCUGACAGUAAAAGAAGCAUAAAGCAAAGCAAACAUACAAGUCCCCACCUCUUUUUUUUUUUUUUUUUUUAAAUUAUAAGAAAAAAAAAAGUUCAACCUUUGUGCUUACUUAUUAUUGUUGAACUACAUUUUAGUCAGUGAGGAAAGAAACAUCAAGGGUAUUUGAAGAAGAACAAGAAGAGGCUGAAAUUUGAAGACUUGAAGGCCAUUCACUACAAGCUCUCAAAAGGAUUGAAGCUUUAUCUAUCAUAGAAUAUAUAUAUAUAUAAAAUAUAUAUUUUAUUUUUAUCAAAAGUUAUGCCUAGACCAGGUCCAAGACCUUAUGAGUGUGUUAGAAGAGCUUGGCAUAGUGAUAGACACCAACCCAUCAGGGGUUCUCUUAUUAAAGAGAUUUUCAGGGUCGCGAAUGAGAUUCAUAGUUCGUCUACUAAACAGAACAAAGAAUGGCAAGAGAAGCUCCCAAUUGUUGUGCUCAGAGCUGAAGAAAUUAUGUACUCUAAAGCCAAUUCUGAGGCUGAAUACAUGGACCUAAAGACACUCUGGGAUCGAACAAAUGAUGCCAUCAAUACGAUCAUUCGACUCGAUGAAAGCACCGAAACUGGCGAGUUUAUUCAGCCUUGUAUUGAAGCUGCUCUCAACUUGGGGUGUACACCAAGAAGAGCCUCAAGAAGCCAACGAAAUUGUCACCCGAGAUGUUACCUGACUCCCAACACUUCAGAGGUCCCAUGUGUAUCUCCAAACUUGUUGGAAAAUGUUGCGAGUGGUUCAAAUCUUUUGAGAACCUCGAACCAUCUCAGGUCUGACUCUAGAAGCAAUUUUAUCCAAAACAACAUUUGUACUGCUAUGUUUUCGCCUGCAUCCGAAAACAUUCCCCCAUCUAACUAUGAGCAACUCCUAGCCCUUAGUAAUUAUAAAGCAUCUAACUCAUUUUCAGCAUACCCUCUUUAUUAUGGAAAUGACCCCCAGUUUGAACAACUUUGGCAAGAUGUCGUUCUCCUUCCUAAACUGACCAGUGAUCCUUUAAAAGGCUCUAAAGUGGAUGUGAUCCAGAAUCUCUCCUGUCAUGAAGAUGCUUCGUUGAAGAACACAGAACCAAAUAAGAUAGAUGCAGCUGAUAGACAAUGCAAGAUUGGGUGUGAUCUGUCUUUGCGAUUGGGCCCUCUAAGUGUUGAGAAAACGCAACCCCAAGCUAUCAGAGACGUUAGUUCCCAAGAGGGAGGCAACUUUUGUUACCAAUUACCAUUAUUGGAGAAAGGGUUCUCCUUAUUUCCUAGAGGCAAUGCAUGCCAGGAAUUAGGCUCGUACAAGAGUGUAGAAGCAGCCGUGAGAAAACGGAAGGCAGCUUUUGAUAGCGGAAUGGAGGAUCAGCAGUUUUGUUUGAACCCAAAUCUUCCUUUUAUCCACUUGAGUGGAAAUAUGAGAAAUGCAGGAUCAUAAGUUUGAUUCAGUAAGUUACCUCAACCUCUUGGAAUAGCUUGGCUAAUGUGUUCUGCUGAAUCUUUUUUUCCCUUGGUUUUGGGGGCAAUUUUGUUGUACUCGGGAUGUGUUUGCACCCAAGGGCUGCCAGACUAGUUGCUACGUAGGAAGGUGAGAUGUAAAUAUUGAAUGAUGGUGAAUUAGAUAGCUAAAUGUUAGAACUAACAGUAGAGACUUUUAUUAGCAUAUUAUGUACUAACAGAAUGUUAAUCUAAACAUUCUGAAAUACAGUUCUUUACGUUUUAGUACGGUGAUAUUGUUGUAGAAAGCUGCUUUAGAACAGCUUCACAGAGCUACAAGUUAGUAGUAGCUGAGAUUUAUUAGUGUCCUUAGCUGUCAAAUAUCUAGUUAGUUUAUGUCUAUCUUUGUUUGUCUUCCUUCUAUUGUAAUGUAUCACUGAGUUAAGUCGCACUUAUUAUCUUCUUUAGAUAAUGUAUGAUGCAUCUGAUCUGGAUUAUUUGUUA